Molecule: messenger RNA, 3405 nt
Organism: Trichosurus vulpecula (common brushtail)
Lineage: Eukaryota; Metazoa; Chordata; Mammalia; Diprotodontia; Phalangeridae
Product: putative cation exchanger C521.04c
Exons: 19
Coding region: 1061-2950 (629 amino acids)
Biological process (GO): calcium ion transmembrane transport; intracellular calcium ion homeostasis
Cellular component (GO): endomembrane system; membrane
Molecular function (GO): calcium:proton antiporter activity
Source: RefSeq, a predicted model, not a curated record
GUCAAUUCUCUAGGGUUCUCCAAGAAUACCAUCAUAUCAUCUGCAAAGAGUGAUAAUUUUGUUUUCCUGGUACUUUUUGGAGCAAGAAGGAUCAGGGUCCUAACUUUCUGCCCAUUUCUCAGGGCAAUCUGCUCUUCCCAAAGAUUAUGAGUGACACGUGGAAAAUCUCAGUGUUUUGCAGUGUGACCACAGUCCAGUGCUCUUUCCACUGUGCAACCUAGAUGACUCUAGAUGACAUCAGAUGGCCUUUGAGGACCCCUUCCACUGUGCAAUUCUGUGAAUGAAAUAUAGAAUGAAGAACAUCAAGUGUGCUCAGAUUUCUUCCUGGACUGCCUGAUAUAUAAUAGGUGCUUAAUACAUGCUGCUUGUUUGAGUGUAAGAAGGAGAAGAAAGGGAGGCUAAGCUGUUCAAGAAGCAUUUACUUAGUGGUAGGGAGCAGAGAAUGAAGCAAUUAUAAUGCUUUAUAAUUAUAAGUAAUUAGUAAUGAAGCCAGGCCCCACAAGCCUCAUCUGUCAAUCGAGAAACUAUUAUUGAAUAGCAGGUACUGUGAUGAGCCUUGGUGUACAAGGUCAAAAGUGAAACUCUCUUGCCCUCAUGGAACAUACACGCUAAGAAUGGUAAGAAGUCUUUGGGCCGCCCCCAAGUAGAAUGGACGGCACAAAGAAUUCCUAUGAUGAUGUCACAAGGCUGGGGAAGGGGAAGUCUGCAUUCUGACCCUGAGCGAGUGAGCUCCACUCACUGUGCCUGAGGCCUAGAGCAAACCUGUUCGUAAGCCUGCCCCUUGGCUUUUUAAGACACCACCAUAGAUAGUGUGAUGCUCCACUCUUUUGCUCUGAAGGGGAUGUGGAGUGGCUAAGGCAGGGUGAGCAGAAGCUGGCUGGUUCCUUUCACUCCCUUCUUCGCAGAGCUGUUCACUCCCAGGUGCUGCCAUCACCAGUUAGACCAGAAGCCAGCGUGUGUCAACUGCCUGGUCAAAACUACCAUCCUGGCGGAGAAUGAGGUGGAGGCCAACAAGUUAUCUAAUAACUACAAGUUUGGGUUCAAGAAGUGGAAGGGUCACAUGACUGCUCGGCCCUGGGAAGACCGAUCAGAGAUCGUGAGGGAGCUCUACACUGACCUGUGUACCAUCAGAAGCCCUCCUGGCUCCUCCGUGACCUGGGGGAAUGUCUUCUAUGUGUUGCUGUUUGGCUGGUGGCUUUCCCUGGUCUACCUCCUCAUGUCUGCACUGAUGUUUCUCACCAUCCUGGCAACUCCUUAUGGGAAACUAUGCUGGCAUCUCGCUGGAUAUUUGUUCUGGCCAUUUGAUAAAGUGAUCCAGAAGAAACAUUUCUCCCUUAGGUUGUGCAGGGAUGCCAGUAACUGUGACUUCUCUGAACUAGAGACCAGCCCCCUUCUCAGUCACCUUGAUGGGCCACUCAGGGCUCAGAAGGUGUACUCAAACCACCCAAAAUAUAGUCACUGGUACCGAGUCAGCACUUACAUCUGGCUUUUCCUGGGCUACCCUGUCCUGGUCAUCAUUCACGGCCUCAUCUGCUGCUUCUCCUGGCUCCUGGUGUUCAUCAUUCCAAUUGCCAAGAUGAAUGCCAGGAUGGUGGCCAGGAUCCUACUGGCAGACCCAGAGCAGGUGCAUGUGCAGGCGAUAAAGACAGAGGAUCCCUCGGAUGCCGACACACUUUUGUGCUGUUCUCACGCGGCCAACUCGUAUUACUACAAGUAUACCGUGGAUGGUGUUAAUGUCUUUGCCAUCAACCUCCUGCCCCUGGUACUCGUGACCUUGAUCUUGGGCUAUGUGGACAGCCAGAACCAAUACACGAGCUCUCUGGCCAAGUUCACCCUCUCCCUCCUCUCCAUCAUCCCCCUGUCUUACUUCAUUGGCAUGGCCAUCGCCAGCAUUUCAGCUCAGAGCACUUCUGCUGUGGGCGCUGUGGUGAACGCCACAUUUGGCUCCAUCGUUGAGCUGACGUUUUAUAUCACUGCACUGAUCAAGGGGGCCCAGGAAGGGAACAAAUGCUACGAGGAGGUGGUGAAGUCUGCUCUGACAGGCACUGUGCUGGGCUGCAUCCUCCUUGUCCCGGGUCUCUGCAUGGUGAUAGGGGGAAUCCACCACCCUGAACAGAGGUUUAACAACCGGUCAGCGGGGGUCAGCUCUGCACUGCUCUUCCUGUCUGUGGGAGGUGUGUUUGCCCCGACGCUCUUCUCCAAGGUCUAUGGGAGACUGAUCUGCAGAGAGUGCCAAAACAUUAGCCAUGACCUCUCAGGAAGCUAUCUGUGCCACAGCUGCCGAUUUGACUUGAUGGAGAACAAUGGAACGCUCUACUACAGCCAUGUCCAGCCCUUGGCAUACACAGUGUGUCUCCUCCUCCCUGCCGCCUACCUUGUGGGCCUCUUCUUCACCCUGAAGACUCAUUCCCACAUCUACGACAUCCACAUCAGUGACUACCCCUUGCCUGGGCACCACAACAGUGCUGUGGUUCACUGGCCCCGAUGGCGUGCGCUGCUCUUGCUGCUGCUGUGUACCCUCUGCAUGUCUGCCUGUGCCGACCUGACCACAGAGCACAUCAGCCCCAUUCUGGAGAGUUCUACUGUGUCCCUGUAUUUUAUAGGAGUAAGUGUACUUGCCAUGGUGCCUGAAUUGCCUGAGAUUGUCAAUGGGAUUCAGUUUGCCUUGCAGAACCACCUGAGUCUCAGCAUUGAGAUUGGCAGCUGCAUUGCAGUACAAGUCUGUAUGCUGCAGAUACCCAUCCUGGUGCUGUUCUCCAUCUUCUAUCCAACAGGAUUUAUGCUGUUCUUCAGUGACCUCCACGUCUAUGCCAGCAUGUUCAGUGUCAUUCUCAUGAAUUAUAUCUUUAUGGAUGGCAAGUGUGACUACUUUCAAGGUACUGUGCUGGUGAUGGUCUACUUUCUCCUCCUUGCUGUCUAUUUCUUUGCUCCUUCGCCUGCUGGCUGCUGACAUCUGUUUCCUCCUGGACCUAGCAUUUGGCUGCAUCAGAGAUGACUUUCCUUUGAGGCUGAGGGACCUGUGUAGGUCUUAAGGAUUUACUUCAUCUGGUUUGAAAUCUGCAGAACCACACUGGGAAGCCAGAAGGAGUCAAUCCAAUCUCUCUCCAACCCUAUACCUCUGUUUUUACAUUGCGGGAACUAUUAAAGAAACAAAAGCCGUUGUACUAAGACUUCAUUCCCCUUGAUUGUGAGGGAGAGAGAGAGGACUUGGCUAACCAGAUCCCAUUUUCCCUCGGUCAUUUUUGACUUGCCACAUCCCAGGAUGUCCCAAAAGGACAGUGGUAAAAUGGCCCCAUGUUUUUCAGUCUUAAUCUGUUUAUACUUUAGUAAGGAAGGAAAAUAGUACAGUCACUUUACAGAAACUGCAGGCACCAAGAUUUUGGCCUUGUCCUACAAGUGUAAAGA